UCCCACUAUUCCAACUUCCUGAGCUGAUACUGAAACGGCCCACUAGGUCUGCGCAAAUCACACUACAUUGUACCCCUCUCAGUUGCUGCAAGGUCAGACCAGGGUAUAGAAGGUGGAUCACGGUGGCAAUCUGUGGGCCAAACGCAUCCGUGUUGUGAGACCUUUAACGACUCAGCGGUCACCUCAAGUCUGAGAAAUCAUUGGGUCUUGACGCGGCCCUCUCCACAACACCACAUACCCUACCUCGUGUCUCUCCAGAUGGUAAUACUACCACUGCACGCAAGAUGUUGGCCGUCUCCUCGGUUCGCCUGCGGGCGCUUCCACGCAACCUCAGCAUCUGCAGCGUCUCGCAGGUUCGACGACUCACCAUGAAAUUAUCAUCACCACAAAGCUCGAAAGUCUACGAUGCCGUCAUCAUCGGAGCUGGCCCGGCAGGCCUCACAGCCGCGUCCAGCCUGAUUGAUGCCGGACUAUCCCGCAUAUGCAUGGUGGACCCUACUUUCACCGCAGGCCGCAUUCAUGAGAAGUACCGCGAGGUGCCCAGCAACACCAAGACCGGCUUGUUCGUGCAAUGGGCCACUGGAACCAAGACAUUCGCUCAUAUCAUCAAGUCCGCACCGGGGCCUAACGCAUAUACUAAGAUGCUGGAGCUCGACCAGGAUACUACGUGUAUGCUGGGUGAUGCCGUGAACGUGGCGCAGCUGCUGACUGACGGCAUGAGGAAGGUCCCUGGUAUCGAUAGUUUGGCCUCCGAAGUUCGGCAUCUCGUGCGUGAAGGAGACGUCUGGAGACUGCCAGAGCACGGCGUCACUAGUCGGAAGGUGGUACUGGCGCAGGGGUCGCGGCCGAGGCAAUUUGGGUUGGCAGAUCAGUAUCCGAAUCUGCAAGAUCUGGAUUUGGAUACCUCGCUGAAACCGUCUGCCCUCAAGGGACAGGUCCCUUUUGGGUCUAGGGUUGGCAUCAUAGGGUCUAGCCACUCGGCCGUGUUGGCUAUGAAGAACUUGUAUGAGUUGGGCGAAGGGGUCAGUCUUGUCAAUUUUUAUCGGUCGCCGCUGUUGUACGCCGAGUAUAAGGACGGUUGGAUCUUGUACGACAAUACGGGACUCAAGGGCGUGGCUGCAGAUUGGGCGAGGAAGGUUCUUGGGCCUGAGAAGGAUCCUAGAGUUCGCAGGAUACACCUGGCGGCGCCGGGUCGGAAGGAGCAGGGGAUUUAUGAUGCUGAGCUGCCCCAGUGCACGCAUUUGGUCAGCGCUAUUGGUUAUGACAAUAACGAGCCGCCAAAGGUCGAGGUUGAUGGGCGGCAAGUCAAGCUGGAUUUUGAUCCGUUGACUGGCCGUUUCAAGGGUGUCCUGGGGCUGUAUGGUUCUGGCAUUGCGUAUCCAGAGCGCGUUACUGAUCCGGUGGGGAAUGUCGAGAGUGCCGUCGGCUGGAUGAAGUUUUUGAGGUUUUGCAGGAGGGUGGCUCCGGAGUGGGCGGCUGAAUAGGGCCAGCGUGCCGUCUUCUUUCAGAUAAAAGGAGUUGGGAACCAGAAGGGGGAAGUACAAUAUAGAUUCCAUGCGUUUGGUACUAUAUACUGAAACAAAGAACAUUAAGGC
This is a messenger RNA of Pseudomassariella vexata, 1595 nucleotides long. Its product is annotated as pyridine nucleotide-disulfide oxidoreductase-domain-containing protein. Gene Ontology annotation, molecular function: oxidoreductase activity. Bases 285 to 1484 code for a protein of 399 amino acids. The transcript has a single exon. The record is from RefSeq and is a predicted model, not a curated record. Lineage: Eukaryota; Fungi; Ascomycota; Sordariomycetes; Amphisphaeriales; Pseudomassariaceae.